Boleophthalmus pectinirostris (great blue-spotted mudskipper) is the source of this 1298-nucleotide messenger RNA. RefSeq names its product COP9 constitutive photomorphogenic homolog subunit 7A (gene cops7a). The transcript is spliced from 8 exons. Gene Ontology annotation, cellular component: COP9 signalosome. NCBI's taxonomy places the organism in Eukaryota, Metazoa, Chordata, Actinopteri, Gobiiformes, Gobiidae. The record is from RefSeq and is a predicted model, not a curated record. The coding region runs from base 103 to 873 and encodes 256 amino acids. Gene Ontology annotation, biological process: COP9 signalosome assembly.
UUCAUCUCUGUCCAAUCAGAGGACGCGUUGCUGUGUUGUCGUUCGAGCUGCGGAACCGAGCAACGCCGGCUGAGGCUAACAGCUAAAUCCAGACAUAACAAGAUGGAGGUGGAUCAGCUCUUGUCUCUGUCCGGCUCGGCUCUGGCUCAGGCCGUCAGCUCUCUGCUCGAGACGCCCGGACUCUACGUCUUCUCUGACAUCCUGGAGCUGCCCAACGUCAGAGAGUUGGAGAACGGCCCUCACGCUCCGGUGUACCAGCUGCUGCACCUCUUUGCCUAUGGAACCUACUGCGACUAUAAAGAGAGAGCGGCCUCACUUCCGGAGCUGACCCCAGCGCAGAGGAACAAAUUGAGGCACCUGUCCAUCAUCAGCCUGGCCUCCAACCUCAAGUGCCUUCCCUACUCCCUCCUCCUGCAGCAGCUGGAGUUGAAGAACGUGCGCGAGCUGGAGGACCUCCUGAUCGAGGCCGUGUACUGUGACAUCAUCCAGGGCAAACUGGACCAGAGGAACCAGCAGGUGGAGGUGGACUGUAGCGUGGGCCGAGACCUGGGGCCCAACGAGCUGCCCAACAUCAUCAGCACACUGCAGGAGUGGUGUACGGGGUGCGAGGCCGUGCUGUGUGGCAUCGAGGAGCAGGUCUCACGGGCGAACCAGUACAGAGAGAGCCAGCUCAAGGUCAAAGUUCAAGUGGAAACUGAGGUCUCAAACUUACAGAAGACGCUAAAGGCCAGCGCCGCCUCCCCCUCGUCAGGCCCCGCCCCCGCCGGAGCAGCGUCCAAUCAGGACGCAGACCAGCCCGCCGAACCCCGAGACCCCGCCUCCUCCCAGGAGCCACGGCAGCCAGGCAAAAAGAGCUCCAAAGUGAAAGGGUGAGGAUGCUCUCUGAAUACAAGUUGCGAGGGAGCGGGAAAAUCUGGUCAAAAUCAAACUGAAGCUCGGCUCUGAAGGACAGUGGCUCUUACGGACACUGAUGCUUGGACUUAUAACAACAACAAAACGGCAACCCAGAGGCCACUGCUCCAAACCUGAAGCCGCUCUUGGGACUUUCCUUUUCACGUCACAUCGUUUAGAUUAAAAAUGUGAUUCAAAGCUUUUCUUCGAGUUUGGGCGUCAAUGGUGAACUUAUUUUAUCUGAAAAUUGUGUGUACACUGCAGGAAAUUAUGUCUAAGUAACUUGGAUUUCGCAAAUAUUUAGUUUGGUGUAGUUUGGACUCGUGUAAAGGAGCUCUGUGUGACAUUUCUGCGUUUUGAUAUGGCCUGGAAUGUUCCGCAGUAUGGCAUUAAACUUCUAUCUUGCA